This is a messenger RNA of Chara braunii, 1412 nucleotides long. Lineage: Eukaryota; Viridiplantae; Streptophyta; Charophyceae; Charales; Characeae. The record is from the annotation of a GenBank genome assembly.
GCUUGGUGGGAAGGCGAAGAAAAGGCUUCUAUUGGGAGCAAGAACGAGUGUGUUUUUCCGUAGGUUGAGGUGUAUUAAGAAAGAGGUUAGGAGAACGAGGAGGGAGGAGUAGCAUCACAGAGAGUAUGGCUGAUGUGGAAGUCACUAGGGGUGGGGCACGAUCCCCCCCCCCCGGCCCCAUACCAACCAAUGGACGAGGACGAGGAUAGAGUGAGGGAGUUGGCGAAGCUGUGCUGUGAUGAAGGAAUCUUGCCAACCUCGAUAGAUCCAGGGGAGAUGACAGUCAACGGGAGAGAAGUCACCUUCAAAGUCAACAACCGGAUUGAUAAAACGAAGGUGGACUGGUUGAAGGAUCACACAGUCACGGUGAUAUUUUGGAAUGCGGCACGUUUUUUACCAAAGAAGACGAAGGAUGAUCUCGUGAGGGCGUAUGAGGACACACGUACGCAAGAAGGUGACUUUGAGAGCAAUACUUUCAGGCGAGGGAGGAUAAAAGUGGAAGGUCUGAAUGUCGUCUCCUAUGUGUCGAGAAGUGCGGCAGUCAAACAGUGGCUUCUGGCGAAAGGAAGGGAUGAGAUUACGCUGGGUCAAAUCAGCUAUGUAAUGGAGUUUAAACCUUGGUUAACAAAAGCCCAACUACGGGAACAAAGGAGAAGGGAAGAGGAGUCGAAUUUAUGCGUGAUUGCGGUGCAAGUGCCGCUCGAUGCGAUGUUUUAUCUGGAGGCCCAAAUAGCGAAGGCAAUAGGGCUAGUAAUCAACUCGCACCCUGCCGAGCAGGAUCGGCAAAAACCAGCGCUCAUAAAUCUGAAGUUCGAUCUGGAGCCGGAUGCAAGCUGGGAUCCCGGGAAUGCCGAACAACUUAUCGGCGUUUGGUCCGUGGCCUGUGCAAUAAACCACAUGCCACCGUUCCCACCAGGAGGCUACGGUUUCCCACUCUUUUCUCAAGAGGGUUUGGGUGGAUGUACACUUGGAGGGCAACUGGGAGGGAGCGUCCACGGAGGAGGAGGGAUGUAUGCAGCAACGUGGGGAGGAGGAGCAGGUUUGCAUCACGCUUCAGGAGGACAGGUGCACGGAACGCAUGACACCAGAGGGGGUUUCCAGGGUGGAAUGUCGAGCCCCAACAGGGAGGCAGUGAGUGACAACAGAGGGACAGGUGGCACGCCAGGAAAGCAGAGGAGAUUGCGGCAAGAAGAUAGCGCCACCUCUGAUCUGCGAGGAGUCAGGGAGGAGAAAUCGGGUUCGAUGGAAUUCGAGGGCUCACAGGGUCGGAUCAGGGAGAUAAUUACUCCGGGAACAAAGACAACAAGGAAGAGAAUUCCGGUGGCAGUUGCGAGAGGCCAAUAGGAGGGGAUCGAAUCAAAGAUUCUCCCCGUGUUACGUACGACUGUUAGAAAUGAAUUCUACUUCAUUAC